CAGAAAUCAGAACAAAACAAAAGAGGAAACCACUUUCCCACUCAGCGUCGUCACCAACCCCACUGUCACAGCCGCUGCCACCAUUCCCCACCAACCGAGGUAACCUUUUACCUUACGUGCCACGUACCAACAAUACUCGCCACCACCCAAGCUCUUCAACCCGCUUCGAGCUAGACUACGAGAGAGAGAGAGAGACUACAGAGCGACAAUGGCGGCGAUUGCGCUCCGCAGGCUCUCCUCCACUCUCAAGUCUCCGAUCAAACCUUGCUUCAGUGGCGGUUCCUUCUAUUCCAUGUCUUCCUUGCCUAAUCCAGCAGUUCCCGGCAAAGACACCGCUCGCGCCGCCUGGAUAAAGCAAUUGAACGCACCGCUAGAGGAAAUCGAUCCGGAAGUAGCUGAUAUCAUUGAACUUGAGAAAGCCAGACAAUGGAAGGGACUUGAACUUAUACCUUCAGAAAAUUUCACUUCAGUUUCUGUAAUGCAAGCUGUUGGUUCUGUUAUGACCAAUAAAUACAGUGAGGGUUACCCUGGAGCAAGAUACUAUGGUGGAAACGAGUACAUUGACAUGGCUGAGAGCUUAUGUCAGAAGCGUGCUUUAGAAACCUUUGACUUGGAUCCUGCAAAAUGGGGAGUCAAUGUGCAGUCUCUAUCUGGAUCUCCUGCUAACUUUCAAGUUUAUACUGCCUUGUUAAAACCUCAUGAGAGAAUCAUGGCCCUUGAUCUGCCACAUGGAGGUCAUCUUUCACAUGGUUAUCAGACUGAUACAAAGAAGAUAUCUGCUGUGUCCAUCUUUUUUGAGACCAUGCCAUACAGAUUAAAUGAGAGUACAGGUUAUAUUGAUUAUGAUCAGUUAGAGAAUAGUGCUGCACUCUUUAGACCAAAACUCAUAGUUGCUGGUGCAAGUGCUUAUGCACGCCUCUAUGAUUAUGCACGUAUUCGCAAAGUCUGCGACAAGCAAAAAGCUGUUUUGUUGGCUGACAUGGCACACAUCAGUGGGUUGGUGGCAGCUAGUGUCAUCCCAUCUCCAUUUGAAUAUGCUGAUGUUGUAACGACAACAACUCAUAAAUCGCUUCGGGGUCCUCGUGGGGCGAUGAUAUUCUUCAGGAAAGGGGUGAAAGAAGUUAACAAACAAGGGAAAGAGGUGAUGUAUGACUAUGAAGAUAAGAUUAACGCGGCUGUCUUUCCUGGACUUCAAGGUGGUCCGCACAAUCACACAAUUACUGGUUUAGCAGUUGCACUGAAGCAGGUUAAAACCCCUGAAUAUAGGGCCUAUCAAGAGCAAGUUCUCAGUAAUUGUUCAAGGUUCUCGCAGAGCUUACUGGAUAAAGGCUAUGAACUAGUGGCUGGUGGAACAGAUAACCAUUUAGUCUUGGUGAACUUGAAAAACAAGGGUAUCGACGGGUCAAGAGUUGAAAAGGUUUUGGAAUCAGUUCAUAUUGCAGCUAAUAAGAACACAGUUCCUGGGGAUGUGUCAGCCAUGGUUCCUGGUGGUAUUCGCAUGGGGACGCCGGCUCUCACAUCCAGGGGGUUCAUUGAGGAAGACUUUGAGAAAGUAGCUGAGUUCUUCGAUGCAGCUGUCAAGUUAGCAUUGAAGAUCAAAGCUGAUUCUAAUGGACCCAAGUUGAAGGACUUCACCGCAGCUCUAAAGUCAGAUGCACAACAAUCUGAGAUUGCAAAGCUUCGUCAUGAUGUUGAGGAGUAUGCAAAGCAAUUCCCCACUGUAGGCUUCGAGAAGGAAACGAUGAAGUAUAGAGACUAAAGAAAGAAAGAAUGGUGGCUGUAACAUCAUCACAAGGCACGCCCUGUCCACUUUGACAACAAAAUAUCGCGAAGGCUGUUCAUAUGCUUCACAUGAGAUCAGUAAUUUGAUUCUGUAUACAACAAUGAAUCGAAGCGUAGGGGAUUGAGAAAUGAGCAACAUGAUUCAGCUUGCUGUCAUUUGCCUGCAAGCGCUUUUCCUCCCCUUUUUUUACAAGAAAAACAACGCGACUGCUAGGAGAAAUCAAUUGUAUUUUCAUUGGGUCGAAUGCAAAAUUUUCAGCCGCCAAUUUGCCAAAACUCAUUGUUUGUGGAAACGAGAUGCUUGAAUCAGGCAUUUCCUCACCCAAUUAGAGUCCCUUCUCGACCCAAUGGAAGCCUCUUAAACGACGUCUGCAUUCCUCCCUUGGUUCCUGCUGCUACGUACAGCUACAAGCCUACAACCCGUGGCAUUGCCCAAAGUUUUCGACUGCAACGGGCCCUGGAUGAUUUGAGCUGCUGCUUUUCUUAGUCUUCUUCCUCAUCAUCUGCUUUCCCACAGGUUUGGAGCUAUGCCUGCAACUGACACUGCCCACCACCAUGGUUUCUGCUACAACUUCCAUCACAUCGUCGUGUCCAUCCAGUAUCUGUCCCGAGCUUUCUAACUUGCUUUGCACGACAUCUCAUAUACUUAACGUCACCAACAGUAUCACUUGCAAGCAGGCAAUAUGCUAGAACCGAGUCUUCUCGAGUUUCUAGAAUCUUUCUGCAUUAUCAUACAUUUAUUUAAGCAUUGGUUAAUUUGUUGUUUUGGAUUAUUUUAGUACUUUUGGGAUACUUAGGAGUUAUUUGAUUAAUUGGUACUGGGGAAGUGUUGAGAAACGGGACAACAACUACAAGCAAGAAUAGAAUGAACAAGACACGAUUUC
Messenger RNA from Linum trigynum, 2666 nucleotides. Lineage: Eukaryota; Viridiplantae; Streptophyta; Magnoliopsida; Malpighiales; Linaceae. The record is from the annotation of a GenBank genome assembly.